Messenger RNA from Blumeria graminis f. sp. triticale, 699 nucleotides. The record is from the annotation of a GenBank genome assembly. Lineage: Eukaryota; Fungi; Ascomycota; Leotiomycetes; Helotiales; Erysiphaceae.
AUGGCCUCGCUCCAAAGAACGUCGUGCCGCAUGUUACGGACACUGCGGCAUCGCUCGAUAACUUCAAUACCUGUCCGCACCAUCUCCUCUUCAGUAACGAGACCCGAGGCGAGCUAUUAUGAGUCGCCCUUCAAGGGCGAAUCAAAAACGACGCAGAUUCCAAAUUUUAGCAAAUACAAAAGUGCUACCGGGACAAAUAGCAAUCUAGUCUUUCAGUACUUUAUGGUUGGAACGAUGGGUGCUCUAACGGCCGCCGGAGCUAAGGCUACUGUACAAGAUUUUCUCGUCAACAUGUCUGCCUCAGCUGAUGUUUUGGCUAUGGCUAAAGUCGAGGUUGAUCUUGCGGCGAUACCCCAGGGCAAGAACAUGCUCAUAAAAUGGCGUGGAAAGCCUGUUUUUAUACGUCAUCGAACCCAGGCAGAGAUUGACGAGGCCAACUCAGUGGACUGGGAGAAAUUGCGCGAUCCUCAAAAAGACGAAGACCGUACGAAGAACCCGGAAUGGCUUGUGAUGCUUGGUGUUUGCACACACUUGGGAUGUGUUCCUAUUGGCGAAGCGGGUGAAUACGGAGGAUGGUUCUGUCCUUGUCACGGUUCUCAUUAUGAUAUCUCUGGGCGUAUAAGGAAAGGUCCAGCGCCCUACAACCUAGAGAUCCCUUCAUAUGAUUUCCCAGAAGAAAAUUCGCUCAUUAUCGGUUAA